CUUGCCAGCCAGCCGCAAGGGGAUUAUCUGUGAGCUCAGUUAUGCAGCUGCAAAUACUCUUGCACUGGCUGGAGUGCCUUAAGACCUUUUGUGUUGUAAAGCCAGCAAGACAGCAAGGAUUGAACUACUCUGAGCUCUCACAUCUCCUGUGAAGGACACCAAAUUCAACCAACUUUAGCAACUCAUCCUCAGAACAAAGGAACAAAUAGACCUGGGCUGUGGUGUCAGUCCUAGUGUGGUGUCUACUUGCCUGGUCUCCACUUCAUCCAGUCUCACCAGGGGAGUGUUUGCAAGUGAAGAUGAACAGUGGAAUUCUUUUCUUGUCCCUCCUUGGCUUCCUCCCACUCGUGAUACCCAUAUGCCCUGUGCCAUGCAAGUGUGCCACCAACAUUAUUGACUGCACGUCAAAAGACCUAACUGUAGCAAAACUACCAGUUGCAUUUCGCCCUUCGGCUGAAAUUAUCCAGCUUGGUUACAACAGGCUCACCUCUAUUCCCAAUGGGCUCUUUGACAACCUAAAGAGCCUCCAGGUAGUCUACCUGCAGGGCAACCCUUGGGAGUGCAACUGUGACAUCCUCUACCUGCGCUCCUGGCUCCAGUGGCAGCAGAACCGAACCUUAUACAGGGAUGUGAGAUGCAGCUCCCCAGCUCACCUGCAGGACCGGAUCAUUGCCUAUCUGACAGAAGAAGAGAUCAUCUCCACAUGCCAGUACUGGUACUGCAGCCUGGCUCUCCUCUCUCAGCUCUGUCUCUUCAUCCUCCUUUUCCUCCAGGGUAUCUUGGUUAUCUUCAUUGUUGUCUACCUGCAAAAAUUUCGGAGAAUGACCGCUGAAGCCUGAGGUACCACCCGGGAUCUAUACCAGCACGUAGACACCUGGGUACCUUCUUCAAGUAGCCCCUACAACAGUGAUUAGCAUCGCCAGACUGAAGACCCUGCCUUCCCCUUGGGUGAUGCUGUGCUAAAGUCAUGUGGUUUUUGACAUCCAGAGGGGACAAUUCAAUGCAGCAUCUGAUCCUGACUGCAGAACGAAGCAGGACUUGAACUGAUCAGACGCUUGCUGUAUUUCCAAAGACCUGAUCUUGUAUUUUUUAAUGCUUUAAACUCUUUAGCAUGGUCUUGAUUGCUUUGCUGAGCUGGGAGUGGUUCUGGUUUGGUAGACUAAGGAAAUCAUAUACUACAGCAACCAGAACUGACUCAAACUGCUUGUAAGCUUGUAGGGACUAUGGUGCUUGAUCCCUCCUCUGCUAGAGUAUUUCAGCCAUACUUUCCAUGAUGCUUCUGGUCGCAUUGGGUCAGGUGAGGACAGAGGUGGGCAGUGAACAGUUAAGGUAUUGGACUAGGGCAAUGGAGAAGUACAGUUUCCUUGGUGCUACUGCAGAUUGCCUUAGUAACUUUGGACAAGUGACUUGGUCUUCUCCUGCCUCCGUUUCCCAUCAGUGAAAGGGAAAGGAUGUUUAUUCUUGCUUGAUGCAUCUUUCCCAAUGUUCUUCUGAGGGAGGGAGGGAAUGUUUAGAAGCCUAGCCAUUUGCCCUAUCUUCAUUCCUUUUAAUCUACUUCUAGUUUUAAUACUGACUUCAACACCUAUUGAGUCAGUCUGGGGCCCCAAAUGUUUAUGAGAAAUUUACACUGAAACCAAAAGUUGUUGAAACCAGAGGCUCUUUCUGACUGUGCUUGUAGGGCACCUGGCACGAGAGCUCCAGAGGUCUUUAGAGUCUCAAACUGCAAAACCCACUCACUGACGUGCCUACUGCUGGUUAUCAUAGAAUCAUUUUGCUUGGAAAAGACCUUUAAGAUCAUCAAGUCCAACCGUUAAGGUAACACUGCCAUC
Messenger RNA from Egretta garzetta (little egret), 1829 nucleotides. It is a transcript of the gene GP1BB, whose product is annotated as glycoprotein Ib platelet subunit beta. NCBI's taxonomy places the organism in Eukaryota, Metazoa, Chordata, Aves, Pelecaniformes, Ardeidae. The transcript is spliced from 2 exons. The coding region runs from base 300 to 839 and encodes 179 amino acids. The record is from RefSeq and is a predicted model, not a curated record.